Messenger RNA from Abrus precatorius (Indian licorice), 1146 nucleotides. RefSeq names its product receptor-like protein EIX2. Gene Ontology annotation, molecular function: protein binding. The record is from RefSeq and is a predicted model, not a curated record. The transcript has a single exon. NCBI's taxonomy places the organism in Eukaryota, Viridiplantae, Streptophyta, Magnoliopsida, Fabales, Fabaceae. The coding region runs from base 1 to 1146 and encodes 381 amino acids.
AUGCUGAAUGGGAAAAGCAAUUUGUUAUAUUUGGAUAUCUCUCACAAUCAUCUAUCUGGAGGGCUUACAAAUUGUUGGAAGAACUGGAAGUCAUUACUUCAUAUUAACUUGGGAAGCAAUAACUUAACAGGAGAGAUACCCCCAUCAAUGGGCUUGUUAUCUAAUCUUACUACGUUGCAUCUGCAUGAGAAUGAGCUCUAUGGUGAGAUAACUCCCAUGCUGCGGAAUUGCCCUCUUCUGGUCUUUAAUGUUCGUGAAAAUAACUUCUCAGGAAAUAUACCAAACUGGAUACCACAGAGUGCAAAGGCUCUCCAAUUAAGGUCCAAUCAAUUCAGUGGUAACAUUCCACCACAAAUAUGCCAAAUGUCUUCCCUCAUUAUUUUGGAUAUUGGAGAUAAUAGAAUCUCAGGACAUAUACCCAAUUGCCUAAAUAAUAUCACAUCUUUAGUUUUCAACAAUGCUUCUAUUAGUAAGCUUACUUUUUACUUUGAUCUCGGUGGUGCAUUUUACUUCUUUUUUGAGACUCUUAAGCUUUUUACCAAGGGUCAAGCAUCAGAAUACGUAAAAACCCUGCACUUUAUGACCUUAGUUGAUCUUUCCAGCAAUGAUCUAUCUGGAACAAUACCUCCACAACUGUUUAGCCUCAUUGGAUUGCAUUCCUUGAACUUGUCCUUCAAUAAAUUAGAGGGAAGAAUACCAGAAGAGAUUGGCAACAUGAAAAACAUGGAGUCGCUUGAUUUAUCAUCAAACCAACUUUGGGGCGAAAUUCCUCAGAGCAUGUCCAGUCUGUCCUUUCUCGGUGUCUUAAACUUGUCAUUCAACAAUCUCACGGGCAAAAUACCAUCAGGCACACAACUUCAGGGGUUUACUGAACUCAGCUACAUAGGAAAUCGUGAUCUUUGUGGACUUCCACUCAAAAACAUCUGCUUGCCGGAUGGUCAAUCAAAAGACACAAAGCCAAUGGAUGAGGAUGAGGAUGAAUCUGAAUUUUUGUUAUGGUUUUACAUUGGUAUAGAAUGUGGAUUUGCCGUGGGCUUUUUGGGAUUCUGCUGUUGCAUUUUCUUAAAUAGGAAAUGGAGACACGCUUACUUCAAAUUCCUUUAUAGCUUAAAAGAUCGACUUUGUCGUGGUUGUCAUCGAGAUUAA